This is a messenger RNA of Salvia splendens (bonfire salvia), 2118 nucleotides long. RefSeq names its product protein FAR1-RELATED SEQUENCE 5-like. NCBI's taxonomy places the organism in Eukaryota, Viridiplantae, Streptophyta, Magnoliopsida, Lamiales, Lamiaceae. Bases 1 to 2118 code for a protein of 705 amino acids. The record is from RefSeq and is a predicted model, not a curated record. The transcript has 2 exons. Gene Ontology annotation, molecular function: zinc ion binding.
AUGUUCUCCCGAGCUGAAGCUUGUAGGUUAGAAAUUCCAAUCCUUGGAAUUUGCUUUCGCUUUUACGAUGUAUAUGCCCGCGCAGUUGGCUUUGAAACGCGCAAACAAGCUAUGAGGAAGGUUGAUGAUGUCACGACCCGGUAUCAAGUUGUAUGCAAUAGGGAAGGAAGGAAGAAGGAUGAUGAAUAUGACCAGUUGAAUGCACGUUCUGGUUUCACUAUCAAGCGUAGGAAGUUAUCUAAGCGGUGUGGUUGUACGGCUAGUAUAUCGUUCAGGUUUUUCUCGGAAGAUUGCUUGUCAUGUUACAUAAUUCAGGAGUUCAACGAGAUUCAUAACCAUCACAUGGUUGAGACGGAACAUCAGCAAUUCAUGUCAAGUAAUCGCAAGUUGGAUGAUGUACAUCAUAAAUUCAUCCUCGACUGUUCCAGGGCUAAUAUAGACCCCACGCUUACAUUUAAGGUACUGAAGGAAAUUCUUGGUGGGUUUGACCUAGUUGGUUGCACUGUUGGGGAUAUCAGGAAUGCCUCACGGGACAUCAAAGCAUAUGCACAAGGAUUUGAGGUACAAAUGGUGUUGGAUGAUAUGGCUAAGAAGAAGGAGAUGUCCGAGGGGUUCACCUAUCACUACGAAGUUAACGAAUCUGACCAGUUUGUUGCUCUGUUUUGGUACUGUAUGAUCUUCACUCCUUUCACUGGAAAGGAUAAUCAUGGUAGUCCUGUGACAUUUGCGGCCGGGUUGGUGUGCAGUGAGAAAACAGGGGCAUUUGCUUGGUUGUUCAGACAUUUUGUAGAUUGUAUGGGUGUAGCACCCAGGAUGAUUGUGACCGAUCAAGAUUUGGGUAUGAGAUCAGCGAUUGAAGAGGUCCUAGUCGGCACACGUCACCGUUGGUAUAUGUGGCAUAUAAUGCAUAAGUUGGCUGUCAAGGUACCAAACAGAUUGUUGCGCGACGACGAUUUCAAAAAGGAAUUUAACGCUUGUGUCUGGUCGGACCUAGUAGAGCCGGACGAAUUCGAGGAGGAGUGGAAUAGAUUGGUCGAACAUCAUAAGCUAGAGAGCAUCGACUGGUUCAACACAUUGUAUGCGUACAGGAAGUACUGGAUACCGGCGUACUUCAGGGAUUUUCCUAUGGGAUCGAUGAUUAGGACUACGUCCAUAUCUGAAUCAGAGAACAGUUUCUACAAAAAUUUUCUGAAGCCCCAAGCUAACAUAGCUGAAUUCUACUUGAAUUUCAAUCACGCCAUAGAAUUCCAGCGGAACAGUAGAACAUCUUUGGACUACCACGAUGCCACUGUCAUACCCAUACUAGCCACUACUCUGCCGUUGGAGAAACAUGCUUCCACGUUGUUUACCGACAGUAUGUUCAAGAAAAUACAAGAAGAAAUUGUGGAGGGUAAUGACAGAUGUCGUGUGCUGGGUUUUAUGUCCGGAGAAACGGUUGACACAUACAACCUUGGGGGUAGCAAGCGCAAUGCAUAUGUUGUCCGUCAUGAGAAGUCUGAUGAUACUUACUCGUGCGAAUGCAAACUAUUUGGGCGGCAUGGUUAUUUGUGCAGCCAUAUAUUUUUCUUGUUUCGGAACAAUGAGGUGAAAAAAAUCCCGGAUAAAUACUGUGAAAGCCGAUGGAUGAAGACUCCCUUAGCCAAGGUUGUACAUGGGGAGUUUCAGGAUCCCCUGCUUACCAAUUCCUCCGUUGACGAUAGGCAAACUAUGUCUAAGCAGGCGAUUUCGAUGUUUUAUGGGUUUCUUAGACAAUUUGAGACUGACAUCGAGGUGUUACGUGCAUUUGUAGGUGGCGUCGAAGAACUUGGUAACUCUCUUCAAAUUGGUACUCCGUCAACCUCAGCCGCUGAGAAGAUGCGUAUAGUAGAGGAGUUUUAUGGAAUGGUAAGGCCUAAAUCUGUUGAGGUUCAUCCGGAUGUCGUGAAGACGAAGGGUCACGCAAGCAGCUCAACGAGCCGUCUGAUUUCAAAGAGAGAAAAGGCUAUAAAGGAUGCGACAAGGCCUCUUAGACUGUGUAAGGCGUGCGAUGAGUUGGGUCAUCACGACUCCAGAAACUGUCCCGUCCUUAAAGAGAUGAAUACGGAGACAGAUGCGCGGAAGGGGAAAAAUCCAGCUUGA